AUGCAUUCUUCGGCUCUUCUCCGCCUCGUCGUCGGCAGCUCGGCCCUCAUUGUUGGUGUCCAGGCCCAGCAGUCGUCUGAGCUGCCCAUCCCCUCGAGCGUGGCGCCCUCGAGCGUUGCGCCCUCGAGCGUUGCGCCCUCGAGCGUUGCGCCUUCGAGUGCUGCGCCUUCGAGCGCCGCCCCCUCGAGCGCCGCUCCUUCGUCGGAGCCCGCGUCCUCGGAGCCCGCCUCGUCCUCUCUCGCGGCUUCUGCCACCGCCACCGUCACUGACACCGUCACUGACACUGUCUACCCCACGCCUACCAGCUUCCACUCCCACCUACCACCGUAUGUGCACCUUUGGGAGCUCUCCGCCCCUGUUCCGCCCAGAUUGCGUGAUUUUAACGUGAAAGCAGCCGGCCCCAAGCCCACCCUGACCCAUCACUACACCAUCGACAAGUGUCAGAAGUACCACGGCAAGGACUGCUACCCCGGCCAGGUGUACACCAAGCACUACGAGGCCAAGCCCUGGUACUACGAGGAGUGCACGACCUACGUCAGCUACGUGCACGGCGUCGCCACGACCUGCACCGACACGUACACGCGCACGAGCUGGUACGACCAGGAGAAGACGACGAUCAAGCAGUACGAGCACAAGCAGACGUACUACGAGACGCACGGCGCCGCCACCCCCGAGCCCGUCCCCGUCAACCCCCCCGUCAACCCCCCCGUCACCGUCAUCCCCCACCCCGAGCCCGGCAAGACCGUCACCGGCGACGUGCCCGUCAACCCCCCCGUCACCGUCAUCCCCCACCCCGAGCCCGAGCACACCGUCACCGCCAACAAGCCCGUCCAGCCCCCCGUCACCGUUGUCCCCGUCCCCGUCCCCAGCCCCGAGACCUCGCAGGUCAUUGUCAGCGGCCAGCCCUCGCUCCGCGACGCCGGCUUCCUGCCCCUGCUCAUCGCUCUCGGCCUCAUUUUAAAAGCUCUCCUCCUCAUGUAA
Molecule: messenger RNA, 981 nt
Organism: Verticillium dahliae VdLs.17
Lineage: Eukaryota; Fungi; Ascomycota; Sordariomycetes; Glomerellales; Plectosphaerellaceae
Exons: 3
Coding region: 1-981 (326 amino acids)
Source: RefSeq, a predicted model, not a curated record